Molecule: messenger RNA, 4662 nt
Organism: Closterium sp. Naga37s-1
Lineage: Eukaryota; Viridiplantae; Streptophyta; Zygnematophyceae; Desmidiales; Closteriaceae
Source: the annotation of a GenBank genome assembly
AUGAACCGCGCCAAAGCCGGUCGCAAAAAGGCCGAAGGGGGUGCCAGAUCGUUGAUCCCCUGUAUAGUCUUCCUCAUUUCCGCUGCGUGCGUCAUUUUGGUCAUUUCGUACACCGGCGCAAACAUCGCCACUAAAACAUCCGCGCAGCCCGGCGCAAAGAACCCGCGCGGAGGCGGGGAAAGCGCGGACGUCAUGGAGGAAGGCGGGGGGGAGGGUGAUGACGCGGGGGAAAUUUCGUUCGUAAAGGGUGGCGUAGGCGCGGCGCCAUUCCUGCCGGAUUUCGAUCUGAGCCGUCCAGUGGAGCACGGGCCGAAGGGGAAGCGGUUGAGUAAAGAGGAGCAGGAGUACGUGAGCGCGGAGGCGGAAUACCAGAUGCGUCUGGCGCGGCGGAACGAGCUGACAGGGGGCAAGCGCCCCGAGCCGCCGUUCCCGCGGUGGAAGCCGGGCAAGAUCAAGGAGGUGUUCCUCACGCCCACCUACCCCUGCAAGCGCGCCGAGCGCCUGGGGGGCACGGGGGCGGACGGAGAAGGCGGAAAAGAAGCAGCCCUGGGUGGGAAAGGCCUUGAUGGGAAGCCGGGCAAGAUCAAGGAGGUCUUCCUCACGCCCAUCUACCCCUGCAAGCACGCCGAGCGCCUGGGGGGCACGGGGGCGGACGGCGAGGGGGAAAGGGGCAGAUUUGGUGUUGAUGGGGUAACUCUACUGGUGGAGAAGGCCAAAUGGGACGAUCUACCUCUAAAUCCCCUCCCCCGGUCCCUGUCCCCAUUACCCCGUUCCCGUCCUGCCCCACCCUGCCCCCAACGCUUGGGUGUGCAACAUCCGGAAACUGAGAGGGGGAGGCAGGAGGCCUAUCGUGUUCCCAUGCCCUUAUCCCGUCCCGCCCUGCCCCUGUCCCCAUGCCCCGGUUCCCCCUCACCCGCCCCGGUUCCCCCUCACCCGCCCCGGUUCCCCCUCACCCGCCCCGGUUCCCCUCACCCGCCCCGGUUCCCCCUCCAACCCGCCCCGGUUCCCCCUCACCCGCCCCCGGUUCCCCCUCACCCGCCCCGGUUCCCCCUCACCCGCCCCGGUUCCCCCUCACCGCCCCGGUUCCCCCUUCACCCGCCACGGUUCCCCCACUCACCCGCCUCCGGUUCCCCCUCACCACGCCCCGGUUCCCCCUCACCCGCCCCGGUUCCCCCUCACCGCCCCGGUUCCCCUACACGCCCGGUUCCCCCUCACCCGCCCCGGUUCCCCCCUCACCCGCCCCGGUUCCCCCCUCACCCCGCCCCGUUCCCCCUCACCCGCCCCGUUCCCCCUCACCCGCCCCGGUUCCCCCUCACCCGCCCCGGUUCCCCCUCACCCGCCCCGGUUUCCCCCUCACCCGCCCCGGUUCCCCUCCACCCGCCCCGUUCCCCCUCAACCGCCCCGGUUCCCCCUCACCCCGCCCCGUUCCCCCUCACCCGCCCCGGUUCCCCUCACCCGCCCCGGUUCCCCCUCACCGCCCCGGUUCCCCCUCACCCGCCCCGGUUCCCCCCUCACCCGCCCCGGUUCCCCCUCACCCGCCCCGGUUCCCCCUCACCCGCCCCGGUUCCCCCUCACCCGCCCCGGUUCCCCCUCACCCGCCCCGGUUCCCCCUCACCCGCCCCGGUUCCCCCUCACCCGCCCCGGUUCCCCCUCACCCGCCCCGGUUCCCCCUCACCCGCCCCGGUUCCCCCUCACCCGCCCCGGUUCCCCCUCACCCGCCCCGGUUCCCCCUCACCCGCCCCGGUUCCCCCUCACCCGCCCCGGUUCCCCCUCACCCGCCCCGGUUCCCCCUCACCCGCCCCGGUCACCCGCCCCGGUUCCCCCUCACCCGCCCCGGUUCCCCCUCACCCGCCCCGGUUCCCCCUCACCCGCCCCGGUUCCCCCUCACCCGCCCCGGUUCCCCCUCACCCGCCCCGGUUCCCCCUCACCCGCCCCGGUUCCCCCUCACCCGCCCCGGUUCCCCUCACCCGCCCCGGUUCCCCCUCACCCGCCCCGGUUCCCCCUCACCCGCCCCGGUUCCCCCUCACCCGCCCCGGUUCCCCCUCACCCGCCCCGGUUCCCCCUCACCCGCCCCGGUUCCCCCUCACCCGCCCCGGUUCCCCCUCACCCGCCCCGGUUCCCCCUCACCCGCCCCGGUUCCCCCUCACCCGCCCCGGUUCCCCCUCACCCGCCCCGGUUCCCCCUCACCCGCCCCCGGUUCCCCCUCACCCGCCCCGGUUCCCCCUCACCCGCCCCGGUUCCCCCUCACCCGCCCCGGUUUCCCCCCACCCGCCCCCGGUUCCCCCUCACCCGCCCCGGUUCCCCCUCACCCGCCCCGGUUCCCCCUCACCCGCCCCGGUUCCCCCUCACCCGCCCCGGUUCCCCCUCACCCGCCCCGGUUUCCCCCUCACCCCCGCCCCGGGUUCCCCCUCACCCGCCCCGGUUCCCCCUCACCCGCCCCGGUUCCCCCUCACCCGCCCCGGUUCCCCCUCACCCGCCCCGGUUCCCCCUCACCCGCCCCGGUUCCCCCUCACCCGCCCCGGUUCCCCCUCACCCCGCCCCGGUUCCCCCUCACCCGCCCCCGGUUCCCCCUCACCCGCCCGGUUCCCCCUCACCCGCCCCGGUUCCCCCUCACCCGCCCCGGUUCCCCCUCACCCGCCCCCGGUUCCCCCUCACCCGCCCCGGGUUCCCCCUCACCCGCCCCGGUUUCCCCCUCACCCGCCCCGGUUCCCCCUCACCCGCCCCGGUUCCCCCUCACCCGCCCCCGGUUCCCCCUCACCCGCCCCGGUUCCCCCUCACCCGCCCCGGUUCCCCCUCACCGCCCGGUUCCCCCUCACCCGCCCCGGUUCCCCCUCACCCGCCCCGGUUCCCCUCACCCGCCCCGGUUCCCCCUCACCCGCCCCGGUUCCCCUCGACCCUCCCGUUCCCCCUCACCCGCCCCGGUUCCCCCUCACCCGCCCCGGUUCCCCUCACCCGCCCCUGUUCCCCCUCACCCGCCCCGGUUCCCCCUCACCCGCCCCGGUUCCCCCUCCACCCGCCCCGGUUCCCCCUCACCCGCCCCUGUUCCCCCUCACCCGCCCCUGUUCCCCCUCACCCGCCCCUGUUCCCCCUCACCCGCCCCUGUUCCCCCUCACCGCCCCUGUUCCCCCUCACCCGCCCCUGUUCCCCCUCACCCGCCCCUGUUCCCCCUCACCCGCCCCUGUUCCCCCUCACCCGCCCCUGUUCCCCCUCACCCCGCCCCUGUUCCCCCUCACCCGCCCCUGUUCCCCCUCACCCGCCCCUGUUCCCCCUCACCCGCCCCUGUUCCCCCCUCACCCGCCCCUGUUCCCCCUCACCCGCCCCUGUUCCCCCUCACCCGCCCCUGUUCCCCCUCACCCGCCCCUGUUCCCCCUCACCCGCCCCUGUUCCCCCUCACCCGCCCCUGUUCCCCCUCACCCGCCCGGUUCCCCCUCACCCGCCCCGGUUCCCCCUCACCCGCCCCGGUUCCCCCUCACCCGCCCCGGUUCCCCCUCACCCGCCCCGGUUCCCCCUCACCCGCCCCGGUUCCCCCUCACCCGCCCCGGUUCCCCCUCACCCGCCCCGGUUCCCCCUCACCCGCCCCGGUUCCCCCUCACCCGCCCCCGGUUUCCCCCUCACCCGCCCCGGUUCCCCCUCACCCGCCCCGGUUCCCCCUCACCCGCCCCGGUUCCCCCUCACCCGCCCCGGUUCCCCCUCACCCGCCCCGGUUCCCCCUCACCCGCCCCUGUUCCCCCUCACCCGCCCCGGUUCCCCCUCACCCGCCCCGGUUCCCCCUCACCCGCCCCUGUUCCCCCUCACCCGCCCCUGUUCCCCCUCACCCGCCCCUGUUCCCCCUCACCCGCCCCUGUUCCCCCUCACCCGCCCCUGUUCCCCCUCACCCGCCCCUGUUCCCCCUCACCCGCCCCUGUUCCCCCUCACCCGCCCCUGUUCCCCCUCACCCGCCCCUGUUCCCCCUCACCCGCCCCUGUUCCCCCUCACCCGCCCCUGUUCCCCCUCACCCGCCCCUGUUCCCCCUCACCCGCCCCUGUUCCCCCUCACCCGCCCCUGUUCCCCCUCACCCGCCCCUGUUUCCCCCACGGGCAGUGGGUGUGCAACAUCCGGAAACUGAGAGGAGGGGGCAGGAGGCCUAUCGUGUACAGUGUGGGCAGUGCAGGGGAAACCUCCUUCGAGCAGGCUGUGAGGGAGCGGCUGCGCACCAAGGCGUUCACCUUCGACCCGUUUCUGGACGACCAGCAGGCAGCAGCGCUGCGAGCCAAGCACCUGCUGCGGUACAUCCCCAUCGGCCUUGGUGCGGGCAAGCAGCUCUCUGCUUUACGGCGGGGGGCGCCGGGGAAGCGGUUUGCCACGCUGGCCCAGCUGAUGGGGAAGCUCAACCACUCGCAUAUUGACGUUCUCAAGAUUGACUGUGAGCGCUGUGAGGAGCGGCUCAUGGAGGAUCUGCUCAACACGUUUGGCAAGGAGAAUCCACCAGCAGAGCAAAUCCUAGUGGAGAUUCACCAGAUUCGCCACGUGGCCAGGACCACGCAAGUCCUCUUCCCAUUGGAGGACAUGGGUUACCGCCUCUUCAAUGCAGAGGCCAACCCACGCUUCUCUUCGUCGGGUCGACCUCCAUCAUCCGACGGACGAGAUCUUUCAAGCCGCUCGACACGGACGGCCAAGGACUGA